Haliaeetus leucocephalus (bald eagle) is the source of this 843-nucleotide messenger RNA. It is a transcript of the gene TTC22, whose product is annotated as tetratricopeptide repeat domain 22. The record is from RefSeq and is a predicted model, not a curated record. NCBI's taxonomy places the organism in Eukaryota, Metazoa, Chordata, Aves, Accipitriformes, Accipitridae.
AUGGCAGCCGUCACCGUGGCAUCCAGCAUCCUGGUUCCCCAGGGAACCUUCCCUCCUGGGAGCAGACAGGGCCAGCAGACAGCAGGGUCAAGGCUGGACAGGAUCCUGCUGAGCCAGGGCAGCAAGGAGCAGAAAAGGCUGCCUGCCUCCAACAGGACCCUGGUGCUGCCCUGACAAGUCAUCAAGUCCUCCGACACUCACUACAGAGCCCUGCCCUGAUGCUACCUGGGGAUGCUGCUGGAAAGGAAAGAAAUAUUUUCCACCACCCUGACAGGGAUGCAGGACUGUGGCUUCUCCGAGACCAAACACCUCGAUUGCUCUGGAAAGGUGCUGCUCUGGAAAGCGUCGCUGCACCAAGGGACUGAUUCAGACGACCCUCCCAUCCUGAACCGCCCGGCAAAAAUCUUCCACCUCCUGGGCCAGCAGGAGAUGGCCAAAGGGAUAUGCAAAAUGGCACUGGAGGUCCUGUGGGACCCGCACUUCAGCUGGCAGGCCUACCACACCCGGGCACAGAUCCACGUGAAGAUACAUCUGCAAGAUCUGGGACACACCAAGAUGGGACAGGGCCCAGUGCCUGACAGAAGGAAGCUCAUGCAUGCUAAAAAUCACCCUGAAAGGGUCCUCGGCAAAGCCCUGGAGUUUGACCUGGGCGACACCAUACCCAAACUCCAGCUCUUCAGGGGCAAAUCUAUGCUUAAAAGCCAGGAAACGCUCGCCAUCGAGUGCUUCAAGCGGGCCAUCGAACUGGACAACGUGGGCUCCACUGAGAACUUGCGGUGCCUCCUGGAGACACUGCUCGUGCUCUUUGGCCAGCUGAAACUGAGGACAGAAACGCUGAUGUAG